CGCUUGGUGUGAGACCUAGAGCUAUCCUCUCAUGGAAGCGCAUCGAAGGGACGAUGACGAUUUCGCGGCUCCUGCUGGCACUGUCAUGGAGGAUCAAGUGUGCGCCACGGACAUUGCAUGGGCGUCGACAGCAGGCCUGAACUCGUCCACUGAUUGCGGUGGCGUCAAGUCGGAAUCCAUCUCGUCGAUCAUUGACGUGAAUGACAUUCUGGACAACUCAUUCUGCGUCACGCAAAGCAUUGUCGAUCCCACCAGCAACAGCACCACCAGUGGUGACCACUCUUCCAUUAUGGAACACUCUCAUACCAUGUGCACUGGCUCCACGACCACCACAACCACGACGACGACUACCUCAAACAGCUUUGCGUAUUCUGCGCACACGGAGCCCGACUCGCCCUUGGACAGCAUCGCCGUACAUCCUUCCCGUGGCCCUCCCGAUGCAAAGCACGUGCCGGCGCGAAAGGCUGCCACUUCGUCCGUGACGACUCCUAGUUCCAGCCACCGCGGCAUGAAGGAAAUGUACAUGCUCGUCUUUGACAACGGCAAGCUCCUUGGCGGCAAGACCAUCAUGGCCGCGUCCACCGCCUUGUUCUCCGUGGCGCUGGUGGUCUGCGCGGUGGCCCUGCGCGCGAAAACGCGGCAGGCAGUCAAGAUGCCGUCGGGGGUCCUCCUCGGCUCGAUUGGCACGGUUGUGAUGGCAUGCAUCGUGUGCGUGUCGUACCUUUUAAGUCCGGGAUGCCGCCGCCAUUCCAACAUUCUGCUGCUCAACCGCAGCGUCAUGGACUUGCUCUUGGCGCUAUCGUUCCUAUUACAACCGGCGUGGAACAACUGGCAUGAAGGCUCCGAGCUUGGCAUGUCGUGCCAAUACGUGUCUGCAGUACGAGAGUACUUUAUCAUGACGUCGGUAGCAUGGGAGUUUUGUAUGGCGGUCGACUUGUUCUCGUUGUUGAACGAUCCGUUCACGUCGCCUCGUAAAAACCGCGGCCGGUACCAGCUCUUGUCGCAUGGAUUGGGAAUCCUUGCCGGUGGGGUGAUGCUCACCAGUUCGUCGUUCUACGGGAUGUCUGUGGGUGAUUUUUGCUGGGUCAAAUGCAGCGGACUGGACCAAAGACACUUUGGGGUGUUCGACGCUGGCGUGUGGAUCUUCAUUGCUGUACCCGUCGUGUGCUUUAUAAGCACCAACAUUUACGUGUGUGCAGUGUCUGCCAAGAGGUUUCGCAGCGGCAUCGAAGCGACGCUGGAACACCGUCGGGGGCUGCUUCGCGAAGGGUUUCUCACGACGGUGGCGUUCAUCGUGUACUGGUUGCUGCUCUGGGGCGUGUACAUUGGCUUCUGGCUGGCGCAGUCGGAUUGGGAGAUUCUGCAGGAAUUGUUUGGGUUUUUGCUGUCGUUUCGCGGCAGCGUGGUGUUUUUCCUGUGGAUUCUAUACAGCAACACAUCGUCCAGGUCCGGUGAAGAUCGAGAUGACGACGCCACGCGAGCCCAAACCAACUUUGCACUGCUGAAUGAACUCGUGUUUUAUACUACACGGGGCAUCACCAAGGCAGUACAAGCAGCUAACAAACGCCAAGCGCUGGAGCUGGCCGAAGUGUCCAUCUUCACAGUGCACCCGCCGCAGAACGAGCACGCGUUAUACUCUUGCCAAGAGUGCAAGUUCACUGACAUCCGCCCCGAUGCAUUCACCCACGUGCGCGAGCUCUUUGGCGUGGACGAGACGGAGCUCAUUUCGGCCUUCUCCAACUGCAGCAUCCCCAAGCUGAGCGAGGGCGCCAGUGGCUCGUUCAUGUUCUUCACGUCCACCGGCGCGUUUAUCGUCAAGAGCGUCACCCGACGGGAGAGCGCCUUCCUCAGCUCAAUCGUCGACCAGUACGCGGCGUACGUGGUCGCCAACCCAGGGACGUUUAUCACGCGAAUCAUCGGCAGCUACGCGAUGGUGCUGUACGGACGGGAAUCGUACUUUGUCGUGAUGGAGAAUCUGUUUGACAAACAUCAUGCGGUGCACCAUCGGUACGACAUCAAAGGCUCGUGGGUCGAUCGCAAUGCCGAAAAGCCGCGCCGUGGCCAAGAAUGCACGUGUCGGUAUUGCAACAUGACGUUUCGCACGGGCAACCGCGACAGUUGUCCAAACCGCGCCGGGUUUCACGAGCCCAACGUCGUGCUCAAGGACAUGGACUUGACGACCAAAGUGCGGCUGAGCGACGCGCAAGGGCCGAGUGUGGUGACGCAAUUGAAAAAAGAUAGCAAUUUCUUGUGCGACCAAGGGAUUAUGGACUACAGUUUGCUUCUGGGGGUGAUCGAAGUGCGGUUCCACGUGACCGCGACCAACAUUAUAGUUCCGGACGGCGACCACGACCACCACGUCCGGCUGCCGUCCGUCGUGCCGCCCGCCGCCGCCAAGGGCCCGAUGGCGAAGCAGUCGGUCGCGUCGGUGCGCGCGGCGGACGUGGUGGUUGGCCCGGGCUUCUUUUACAUGGGCGUGAUUGAUAUUUUGCAGACGUGGACGGUGGAGAAGCGGUUGGAGCGGUUUGUCAAGGCGGUGCUGUGCCGGAAAGACCCCACGGGCAUCUCGGCUCUGCCGCCCAAGCCCUACCGGGAUCGGUUUCACAAAAAGCUAGACGAAAUCUUCCAUGUGGCUACCAGCAACACGACGCACGCGUCGCCGCUGGGUCGGCUGGACGUGGUGGACAAUGGAGGCAAAGUGUUACCAGUGUACACGGACUCUGCACCGAAAAAGUUUAGCUUUCAAAACGAGUUUCGAGAUAGCCCCCUUGCCCAAGACACCAUCAACGCCGCCGCGUUCAACCUCAACGGAUGAUACCAACAACCAUGUCAUGAUAUUGUUCAUUCGAAAUUAGACUAGACUGUGCUCAAUCGAACGAGCAAAAGAACCAAAUCGCAGGCAGAGAAUCAAAACACAAAACAUGAAUCAACUAGCCAAUCAAAUCCACUCUUCGAAUAAUUCAACAUCGAAUUAGUGUGUGAUUG
Molecule: messenger RNA, 2985 nt
Organism: Aphanomyces astaci
Lineage: Eukaryota; Oomycota; Saprolegniomycetes; Saprolegniales; Verrucalvaceae
Exons: 12
Coding region: 32-2815 (927 amino acids)
Biological process (GO): G protein-coupled receptor signaling pathway; phosphatidylinositol metabolic process; cell surface receptor signaling pathway
Cellular component (GO): membrane
Molecular function (GO): G protein-coupled receptor activity; phosphatidylinositol kinase activity
Source: RefSeq, a predicted model, not a curated record